CACCGUCGACGGCGGUGAAAGGCUCGAGAUCUCGCUGGGUGAGAAGACAGUCCUUGUCAUUGACGUCUGGCAGAUUCGAGGCGGAGUCAACGUUGGCCGUGGAUGUCUGUGGGGAGGGAUGGCUGCGACGGGCAGAGCUGUUCUUGAACUCUGCGGACGGCUUGGGGUUGAUUUCUUGGCUGGGAUGGGGCGGAGGAGAUGAGAGUGAGUUGGUCUAAGGAGAAGAUGAGCUACAUUCGUUGCUGGAUUGCGCUUCUUCUUGAUUCUCGAACGUCUUCAGGAUACGCAGAAUAUACCAAUGAUGAUGUUCCGCAUCAAACCCAUACCACCUCACUAUCGUCCCCCGUUCUCCUCCAGCGCCCCAAGCAUGACCUCUUUGACUCUCCUCGAUGGUGAGGACGAUAGGGCAAAACCCAGGUAGGUGGUGCACGCGUGGCUAGUGCUGAGCGUAAAGAGCUCGCGCCCGAGGGAGCAGGAGAGGUUGCAGGUGGAUUUGAGGGGAGAGAUGUGCACGGCGGGAGGGAUGGGUCUGAGUGAGCAUCGGUCCGACGAUGCAUUUGCAGUAGCGUUAGGUUUGCGGUCGGGGCUGGGUGCCAGGGAGCGGAAGCCGGUGGGUGAGAAGGAGUUAGAAGGGCGACAGGUAGCGGGGACGAAGAGAAGGAAAUUUAUUGAACUUGCCGCUCAUACAUUUGGAGAGCUUCGUGAACUCGCACUUCAACUUGGUAGUUAACUUGGUAGUGUCGGUGUCGACCAUGAUCAGAGAGUUCGUAGCUCAGGCUGUCUCGCCUCCCGCUGACGUUGAUCAUGAUCAUGCCAUUCGUUUGACGUGAAGUUCUGAGCCCUCGAGUGACAUGUAAGUGGAUACGGUCUGGUUCGCGAAGGCGCCGGCGACAUCGUCGACGAUGUGGUGCAGAAUGUUGUUCUCAAGGACGGGUUUGGAGGACGAGGGCGGGAGGCGGUCGCUCACGGAUACGUCGAGACAUUGAAAUUGUUACGCGAGAGCAGGAGUGCCGUGCGUGGGGGUGGUCUUCAGGACGUUG
Molecule: messenger RNA, 1040 nt
Organism: Stereum hirsutum FP-91666 SS1
Lineage: Eukaryota; Fungi; Basidiomycota; Agaricomycetes; Russulales; Stereaceae
Exons: 2
Coding region: 524-730 (68 amino acids)
Source: RefSeq, a predicted model, not a curated record